AUGGCUCGGGACACAGGGGAGAGGCAGCGGGAGGCAGAGGCCUGCGGCCUGGGGCCAGGAGAGGUCCCAGCCCUCCGGUCAGCGCCCACCACUGACCCAGCAGCAUCCCCCAUCCCGUCCUCAGCAGGGGUCUGCUCCACUCCCCAGAGGCCCCAGGCCAAAGGGACACAAAGGAGAGUGUUCUCCAGUCCUUGGGAUGGCAGGAAAUGGGAUGUCUCCCUGGGCUUCAACCUUCUUUGGGGGCCUCUGGUGCCGCCUGACCAGGCUAGGUGCUGCCCGGCCGCCAUCGCCCCCCCCCCCGAGGGCUCUGUGCCUGCUGCUGCUCCGCGUGGCCGAUGCUCCGGGCAGCCGCUCGCUUCUCUCUUGCAUGUGUGCUUGUGCCUCCGCCAUGAAGAAGCUGCUGAGGACGAGAGGGAGGAGGACGAGGAAGAGGAGAAGCCCAGGCCCAAACUGACGGCUCCUAAGAUCCCAGAAGGGGAGAAAGUAGACUUCGAUGACAUCCAAAAGAAGCGUCAGAACAAAGACCUCAUGGAGCUCCAGGCCCUCAUUGACAGCCAUUUCGAGGCCAGGAAGAAGGAGGAGGAAGAGCUGAUCGCGCUCAAAGAGAGGAUUGAGAAGCGCCGCGCAGAGAGGGCCGAGCAGCAGAGGAUUCGUGCCGAGAAGGAGCGGGAACGCCAGAACAGACUGGCGGAAGAGAAGGCCAGGAGAGAGGAGGAGGAUGCCAAGAGGAGAGCCGAGGAUGACCUGAAGAAGAAGAAGGCCCUGUCCUCCAUGGGAGCCAACUACAGCAGCUACCUGGCCAAGGCUGACCAGAAGAGAGGCAAGAAGCAGACAGCCAGGGAGAUGAAGAAGAAGAUUCUUGCCGAGAGACGCAAGCCACUCAACAUCGACCAUCUUAGUGAUGACAAGCUGAGGGACAAGGCAAAGGAGCUCUGGGAUACUCUGUACCAACUUGAGACGGACAAGUUUGAGUUUGGGGAGAAGCUGAAACGCCAGAAGUAUGAUAUCACCACCCUCAGGAGCCGCAUUGACCAGGCCCAGAAGCACAGCAAGAAGGCCGGUGCCACGGCCAAGGGCAAAGUCGGCGGGCGCUGGAAGUAGAGGAGCCGGGAGGCUCCCCGUGGCAGAGAUCCUCAGCCCCAACUGGCUCCGACA
Dipodomys ordii (Ord's kangaroo rat) is the source of this 1155-nucleotide messenger RNA. RefSeq names its product troponin T type 3 (skeletal, fast) (gene Tnnt3). The coding region runs from base 1 to 1101 and encodes 366 amino acids. Gene Ontology annotation, biological process: muscle contraction; regulation of muscle contraction; sarcomere organization. The record is from RefSeq and is a predicted model, not a curated record. Gene Ontology annotation, cellular component: troponin complex. The transcript has 11 exons. Gene Ontology annotation, molecular function: troponin C binding; tropomyosin binding; troponin I binding. NCBI's taxonomy places the organism in Eukaryota, Metazoa, Chordata, Mammalia, Rodentia, Heteromyidae.